Messenger RNA from Phytophthora megakarya, 492 nucleotides. The record is from the annotation of a GenBank genome assembly. Lineage: Eukaryota; Oomycota; Peronosporomycetes; Peronosporales; Peronosporaceae.
AUGGACGGGAAGUCUGUCGGAAGCCCGAGCACGUCGGCUACGCAUGUGGCACGUACCGACUGCCCCCAUCUGACGGACCCAGAGAGGAAGGCGCUCGAACGACUGUCAACAGUCAUACUGGUUAUCGUCACGGUCGAUCAAAAAAAACGUAAGGAACCAGUAGACGCAGUGCGUCCUACUGAUAAUGCGGUCACGUGUGUCUACAACGGACACGCGGUAUUGAGGACUGCAGCCACCAGAUACCUUGUCAUCUUAAAGGCCAAGUCAAUGACGAAGAGAGCGGACUCUCUUCGGGUGUUGGUGGACUUUGGAGAGUUGAACAACUUUGUUCUACAGCAAUGUCUACCAUUAUUGGACUUCGAGGAGAAGCAUGUGCCUCGAAGUCAGUUAGAAGUGUUUGUGGAAGAAUUUCUUGUCCUGGACUUGGACGAUAAGUUCGACAUGGUGUUGGGUAUCUCGUGGCUUGCGCGGCAUGAUCCUAUUAUCGACUAG